CACGGGUCUGGAGUCCUGGGCGGCCGCUGGGAGGGCGCUCCGGGUGUGCUGGCGCCAGGGGCUUCCUGCUCGGCUCUGCAGUGCGCGGUGGCUCGCCGGGCCCUGGGUGGGCGGGGCCGCACCCCCGCAGUCGCCUGUAAAGGAGGGACCAGACUGUGCGGGUUAACUUGAGAAGUGGCGGCUCUAGGUUCUGGUGCGAGACUCCUCAUUUGUGUUGUAAAUUUGGACGGAGGUAGAGAUGGACGCUGCUCUACUUAACACUGAGUUCUCAGUCUGGAAAGGCUGUCGUCCCUCAGAAAAACGGUGGGAAGGUUACUACCGCUCCAGAAAAUAAAGUCGGGGGGAAAACGUCUCUGGCUCCCGUGGUUGCUGAGAAACUAACAUCACCACACAGGAAGACAGCCACAUGGGCCAAAUUGCCAAAAGACAGGAGGAGUGCCAAGAAGAGAAGUGGGAACGAUGAGGAGGAAGAAGAUAAGAACACGGAGUUGGGCCAAGAUGAGAAAGAGCCUAUCAAAAAAACACCUGAUAAAUGGAAGAAGGAGAUGGCUAAACAGAAGGCUUUCCCUGGAAUCAAAAAACAGAGAUUGGAAGGAAAUUUGGUUAUGUGAAUUUUAAAUCUGCUAAUGAUCAGGGAAAAGCCUUGAAACUUAGUGAGACAAAGGUCCUUGGGAAUGAAAUUAAAUUGAGAAAACCAAAAGGAAAGGAAGUAAAGAAAGGAUCGCCUAUGCUGACUUCAGAUCACAGGCUGAUGCAGAGAGGGCCUUGGAAGACAAGCAAGGAACAAAGAUUGGAGGGCUUGCCAUAGCUCUGGACCCUGUUGGAGAGAAAAGUCAAGGCCAAGAAGAGAGAGGCUGGAAGAACAGCACGCGGAGAAUGGGAAAACGGAAGCUAGAACAAGAAAGCCACACAUUUCAAGAAAAAUGGGAGCGAGCCUAUUUCUUUGUGGAGGUAAAGAAUGUCCCUACGUGUUUAAUAUGCAAACAAAGCGUGUCUGUGUCGAAGGAGUAUCACCUCAGACACCAUUAUGAAACAAACCACAGCAGGAACCAUGAGGGAUAUACAGAAAAGAUGCGUGAUAAAAAACUAAAUGAGCUGAAAAAAAGACUGAAAUUUCAACACGAUGUCCUUUUGAAUGUGAAUAAAAUAAGUGAUGCUGCUAUGAAAUGCAGUUAUGUAUUAAGUGAGAAAAUUGCCCGGGCAUCCAAACCUUUUACAGAUGGCGAGUUUAUAAAGGAAUGUCUAUUGAGUGCCGCGGAGAUUAUGUGCCCUGAACAGAGACACGCAUUUGCGAACAUAAGACUAAGCGCUAAUAUUGUUCCGCGGCACGUUGGCGAUGUGGCUGGGAACUUACAGGACAAGUUGCGAGGAAAAGGUAAAUCAUUUGUGGCUUUCUCCAUUGCAGCUCAUGAAGGGGCUGAUGUAGAUAAUGCCCCCCAACUGGCUGUAUUUAUUCGUGGUGUUGACGAAACUUUUGAUGUGACCGAAGAGCUUUUGGACAUGGUACCCAUGACAGGCACCUCAUCAGGAAACGAAUUAUUUGUACGUGUUGAGGAAAGUCUUAAAAAAUUUAAUGUAGACUGGUCGAAAUUAGUCAGUGUUAGCACCGAUGGCAAUUCUGCACUGGUUGGUGUUGAACAACUUGUUACAGAACUUAAAUCUAAGGUGUCAGGGCUUUGCAAAGACACAGAGCUUAAGUCUGUGCACGGCCUCAUUCUCCAGGAGUCACUUUGCACUAAAAAGUUAAAAAUGGAUCAUGUCAUGGACAUAGUAAUUCACACCAUAACCUGGAUACGUUCCCAUGGCUCAGACCACAGAGAGUUCAGUGCUUUGUUCAGUGAGUUAGAUGCACAGUAUGGAAGCUUGUUCUCCGUGGGACUUAAGUGGCUGAGUCGUGGCAUGGUGUUAAGGCGGUUUUUCGAACUGUUGGAAGAAAUUGAUUUUUUCAUGUCUUCUAAAGGAAAACCUGUUCCCCAGCUUACUAGCAAAGAUUGGGUCAAAGACUUAGCCUUUCUGGUUGACAUUAUGACUUACCUAAACAUGUUGGAUAUCUCCCUGCAAAGGCGUUCACAAGUGGUUACGCAGAUGUAUGACUCAAUUCACUCGUUUUUAAUGAAACUGUGUCUUUGGGAGACUCAUUUGGCAAGGAACAAUCUGGCCCACUUCCCCACGCUGAAAUUAGUUUCCGAAAAUGAAAGAGAUGGCCUGAACUAUAUUCCCAGAAUUAAAGAGUUGAAGACUGAGUUCCAAAAACGGUUCUCUGAUUUCAAACUUUAUGAAAAUGAGCUGACAUUGUUCAGUUCACCUUUCUCAGUUAAUAUUAACAACGUGAGCGAGGAGCUACAGAUGGAGGUUAUUGAACUACAGUGCAACACGAUACUGAAAACGAAAUACGACUGUGUCGGAAUCCCAGAAUUCUACAAACACCUUGGGAAUGGUUACCCUAAAUAUAAAAACCAUUGUGCAAAGAUUCUGUCCAUGUUUGGAAGUACCUACGUUUGUGAGCAGCUAUUUUCAGUUAUGAAACAACAGAAAACUACUAAGUAUUGCCCCCAGUUAAAAGAUUCAGGGGUGACUUCCCUGCGGCGCGUUGCUGCACCAGAUACACACCCUGGCGUCGAAUGACACCUCGGGGCUUAAGAAAGGAGUGUCACGUUUUGGAUUUCAAAUCUAAGGAGUAAUACAUUAUGAGACUUUGAUUAUUUCUAUUUCCAAAUUGUAUUUGUUCACUGUCGAAUUUAAACCACAAUCUCUGGCAUCCUACGUUUGUAUCUUAUCACGUAUAAAAUAACGUUUGAUUAUACCUUGGCGGUUUAUUUUUCCCCUGCCAUACCUUUCUGGCCCUGAAGAGUGAUUCACGUUGGCAAACCUCUGCCCUAGAAGCAAUCGCAUUUUUCCCAAAGGCACUUGUGAACCGGGGAUGUGAACCAGGGAGUCCGCUGGAUGAAUGGGGUGUUUAGAUGCCUAGAGCAGCUCUGUCCCCAAGGAUGACAGACUCAGCCCCCUCCCUGGAGAGAGCUGGGACCGCAUAGCCAAUACUGGCCCCUCAGCUUCUCUUUUGGUGCUUCCAUUUUGCAUUUACACAUUUCUUUGAAAUUUCAAUGUUGUUGGUCAGCAUUAGAACAAGUUGUGGCUGAGCCAUUCUGCCUCUCACAGGCACGGAUAGGCAUUUCCUCCCCAUCAGGGCCGCCCCCAAGGGGAUGCAGAAUGAGGUGUCCGUGUGCGGAAGAGCUUAUGAGCAUCAUUCUGGGGAGAAGGCCCAUAGGUACCAGCAGCCCCUUACAAAGGUCUGUGACCCAAAAUGUGUUUUUCCACUGUGAAAUUGGGACAUGACUGCUCACUGUUACAGACACUGUAUUUUAAAUAGUCCAAUUAUGGGGCGCCCGGGCAGCUCAGUUGGUUAAGCGUCCAACAUCGGCUCAGGUCACGAUCUCACGGUCCGUGGGUUCGAGGCCCAUGUCGGGCUCUGUGCUGACAGCUCAGAGCCUGGAGCCUGUUUAGGAUUCUAUGUCUCCCUCUCCCUCUGCCCUUCCCCUGCUUGUGCUCGCUCGCUCUCUCUCUCUCUCUCAAAAAAAAAAAAAAAAAAAAUUUAAAUAGUCCAAUUAUGAAAGUGAAAUGUACUUAUUGUAGAACAUUUGGAAACUAUAAAGAAAUAGAGGGAAAAGUCUAUAAUGUCAACAACCAAAGGUAACCCCUAUAAAUAUUUAAAUAUGUUUGUUUCCUUUCACUUCCUAUGAAUUAUUUUAUAUGGUUGAGUGCAUUAUGUCUGAAUCAUUUUGUGUUCUGUUCUCCUUCCCCCCUCCCCUCUUAACAGUGAAAUCCUAAGCAUCUAUCAGUCUUCCAAGCUCAAAGUUGAGUUUAUCUGAUUGCGUCAGGUGUGUACUGACGGGCCUUUGGCAGCCAGGGUGAGUUCUCUUGGCGUCGCAUAAGCCAUAGGAUUGAUUUUUCUGUUCUGCCAGGCUCUGAGAAGGCCAGAGAAACACCCUGUUUUCUGGGGAAGGAAUGGGAGAUUACAUCUGAUGACACUCAGGACAGCCUUUGGGCAGAGGUUCUGGGACCAUUAAGGAGCAUGAAGAAGCUCAGCUUUCUAGAUCUGACCUUAAUCUCUGCACCAUUUGCCACCACUCUCCUCCCUUCCCUCUCCUUGAAAUCUCACUCUCAUUUUCCUCCUUCCUCUCGGAAUGCUUCUUCUCAGGCCCUCUCCUUCCUCUGUCCUUUAAAUGAUGAUUUUCCUCCAGUGACUUUUCUUCCCUACAAUUUACCGGUGGCUUUUAGCAUGGGGGCGGGGGUGGGCAGGGGACAGGGGAGGUCAGUCAGGGCUCUCUUAAAGCAACACUUAAAAGAUACCAACCUAAGACGCCUAGGUGGCUCAGUCUGUUAAGUGUCCGACUCUUGGUUUUGGUUCAGGUCAUGAUCUCAUGGUUCCUGAGAUGGAGCCCUGGGUCAGCUCCACCCACUCGCAGAUUGCAUGGAGUCUGUUUGGGAUUCUCUCUCUCUCUCUCUCUCUCUCUCUCUCUCUCCCCCUCCCCCACAAAAAAUAAAUAAACUUCAAGAGAUACAAACCCUUUUCCAAGAACUAUGCACACAUGUACCUACAUGUGUGUUUUUAUCACACUUUCAGGAAGUCUCCAGACCCUAGAAGCCCAGCUUGGGACCAUCUAGUCCCAUGGCUUCAGUUAUAUCUAGUCCUAUGGCUUCAGUUAUGUGCAAGCUUUCAGCAUAGAAUCUCCAGCCCUGCACUUCUUUCUAAAUGCCAGCCUGGAAGCCGCUGGACCUCUCCACUGGGAUGUCCCACAGGCCCUUUCAAUGCAUGGUGUUGAUGAUUUAAUUCAUCAUAUCUCCCCCCAAACCCUUAAGCCAAUUCUUUUCUAGUUUUCUUUAUUUUAGUGAAUGGUGCCAUCAUCCACCAGUUCUGGCUCAAGGCAGAAACCUGGCAGUCAUCUUGGACUCCUCCUUAACUUACUUCCCAUUUCUAUUUAGUUGCCAAAUCUUGAUUAUACUACUUAACCAAGGUUUCCAAUCUUCCCACUUCUCUACAAUCCCAUUAGUAGUGAACACUACCCUAGUUAGGACCAUUGUCAUCUCUUGCUUGAACUCCUGCAAAAGCCCCUACCUGGUCUCCCUGCUUCUGGUUUCCCCAUCUACAAUUCUCGGCUUCCAAAAUAUUCUUCAUAGAGUUACCAAAAAAUAAGUCAAAACAAAAUCAUAUUAAGUCACAUUACUCCCCUGCUUAACAUUCUCUGAUGCUUCCCUACAUCAUUUAUAAUAAAAGUCAAACUCCUCUAACUCAACAAAAAAAACAACCCAAUUAAGUGGUCAAAGGACUUGUACAGACAUCUCUUCAAAGAAGAUGUACAAAUGGCCAGUAAGCACAUGAAAAGAUGCUUAGCAUCACUGAUCAAUAGGGAUAUGCAGAUUGCAACUACAAUGAGAUACCACCUCACGUUCAUUAGGUGGCUACUAUAACACAAACAACAGCAAACAGAAAACAAGUGUUGGAGAGGCUGUAGGGUAAUUGGAAUCCUUGUACUCUGUUGGUGAGAAUGGGAAAUAGUGCAACCACUGUGGAAAACAAUAUGGUGAUUCCUCAAAAUUUAAAAAUAGAAUUGGCAUCUGAUCCAGCGAUUCCACUGUUGGGUGUAUACCCAGAAGACCUGAAAGCAGGGUCUUGAAGGGAUAUUUGUAUACCCAUGUUCACAACAGCUAGAACAUGGACGCAACCCAAGGGUCUCCCAACGGAUGAAUGCAUACGCAACAUGUGGUAUAUACAUAAAAUUGGAAUAUCAUUUGGCCUUAAAAAAGAAGGAAGUUCUGACACAUGUUCCAACAUGGGUGAACCUUAAGAACAUCAUGCUGAGUAAAAUAAGCCAAUCACGAAACAAACAAAUAUAGGAUGAUUCCACUUAGGAGCUUAGAGUCGUCAGUCAGGAUCCUAGUGCGGGGGGAAUGGAGGGGAGGGGCUUCGUGUUUAGUGGGUAUAGAGUUUUAGCUUUGCAAGAUGAAAAGAGUUCUGGAGAUGGAUGGUGGUAGUAAUUGCACAAUAUUACAAAUACAUUUAAUACCAUUGAACUGUACACUUAAAGAUAAUUAAGAUGACAUGUUAUUUGUACUUUACCCGGUAAAAAAAAAAAGGAGGGGGCGCCUGAGUGGGUCAGUCAGUUGAGCAUCCGACUUUGGCUCAGGUCAUGAUCUUGAGGUUUGUCAGUUUGAGCCUCGCGUGAGGCUCUGUGCUGACAGCUCAGAGCCUGGAACCUGCUUUGG
Molecule: messenger RNA, 6261 nt
Organism: Panthera uncia (snow leopard)
Lineage: Eukaryota; Metazoa; Chordata; Mammalia; Carnivora; Felidae
Product: general transcription factor II-I repeat domain-containing protein 2-like
Exons: 6
Coding region: 877-2625 (582 amino acids)
Cellular component (GO): nucleus
Source: RefSeq, a predicted model, not a curated record